Molecule: messenger RNA, 429 nt
Organism: Exophiala aquamarina CBS 119918
Lineage: Eukaryota; Fungi; Ascomycota; Eurotiomycetes; Chaetothyriales; Herpotrichiellaceae
Exons: 2
Coding region: 1-429 (142 amino acids)
Source: RefSeq, a predicted model, not a curated record
AUGGCAGGUAUCGGCCCGAUGCAGGGCCAAGCGAACCACUUCGUGAGGUAUUCACUAUCAGACUUGCCCGAGAAGUACUCGACCGAUCGAUACAUCAACGAGUCGCGCAGGCUCUAUAGAACUGUGGACAAGCACUUGAGCGACUCGAAGACCAAGUUCUUGGUUGGGAAUAAAUUGACGAUAGCGGACAUCGCUAUUUCGUCUUGGGCUAACCUGCUGACUUUCAGCGGUUUGGAUGCCACUGAAUUCCCCAAUGUCCAAGGAUGGCAGGGCUGCCUUAGUCAGCCUGGAGCUUUCAGAAAGGGCUUUGACGUGCCGGUCAAAACAGAUGUAGACGGAAUGAUGAAUGAUCCCGAAACUUUCAAAGCAUACUUGAAAAAGAAUGAAGAAUGGACACGGAAGGGGAUGGAAGAAGAUGCGAAGAGAUAA